This is a messenger RNA of Phycodurus eques (leafy seadragon), 1651 nucleotides long. It is a transcript of the gene meiob, whose product is annotated as meiosis specific with OB-fold. Gene Ontology annotation, biological process: resolution of meiotic recombination intermediates. The coding region runs from base 156 to 1544 and encodes 462 amino acids. The record is from RefSeq and is a predicted model, not a curated record. The transcript has 13 exons. Gene Ontology annotation, molecular function: single-stranded DNA 3'-5' DNA exonuclease activity; single-stranded DNA binding. NCBI's taxonomy places the organism in Eukaryota, Metazoa, Chordata, Actinopteri, Syngnathiformes, Syngnathidae.
ACAAGAUUGAAAAAAGACUGACACAGUCUUGCAAAACGUCGAGUAUUUGUUGUAGGUAUACAUAGAUAUUCUUGGUCUCGGUACCUUAUUGGACUUGCUGAAAUAUUGUAUUUAUCAUUAUUAGGAAGCAUAGUUAAUUAGUAAAAGUGCAGAAAAUGGCCGCCAUUAACUACAAUAGCAUCUCCGAGCUACAUCCCAAACUGUCUCACCCUAAAGUGGUUGGCAUCAUCAUAGGAAAAAGUGAUGUUAAGAGCUUCCCUGACAGAAAAAAUGCUGGUGUGGACAGAUACACUUUUGGCUUCACCGUAAAGGACUCUCCAGACUUCUUUAUCAACGUGUCGGCCUGGGGAAAUGAUGGCUACAUCAACGGGCUGUCCAACAGUUUCAAUAUCGGUGAUGUUGUCACUAUUGACAAUCCAUUAGUGUCCACCAAAGAUCCAGAAAGGGAGGAAAAAUUCUGUCCUACAACACCAAGUCCCUACAAGCUGAUGCUGGCAGAAGCUCAUUCCCAAGUGUGUCUGUGUGUCGACAUGGACACCAGCGACAGCUUGCUGCCACUGAUUCACAUGCCAGUCAAGGAGUCUCGAGAUUUCUACCCUCUGGGAGACGUUGUGGCCAACGGGCAGAGUCUGGACGGAUCAUUUAUAAACAUACUCGCUGCCGUGAAAGCAAUUGGAGAGAUGAAACUUUUCAAGAAAUCAGAUGGACGCCAGGGACAGAGGCUGGAAGUGAAGCUUUUUGAUGAGUUGGUCUCCUCAUUCCCUCUCGUCUGUUGGGACAGAGAAGCCAUUCAGCUUGUUCAGACUUCAGUGCCCAAAGGGACUGUGAUCUUUAUAGCGGAUACAAAGAUUAACUUUGACAGAUUCCGCAACGGAAUGGCCGCAACAGUCAACUCCAAAACCAUUAUCACUGUCAAUCCUGACACGCAAGAGGCCGGCCUGCUGUGCAGAUAUGCUAAAGAGAUGUUGGAAUCCGGUGCUCUGGAACAAGACAAGCCAGACGAUGUGCCAGUGGAGUCAAUCACUGCAGUGUACACGGUUGGUCAGCUGAAGGAAAAAGGCCAGGAAAUUGCGCAGGCUUCCUACGGCAUUAUAUACAGCUUCUUCUCCAAGCUCGAUCUGGAUUCCAGUGUUUCUAAAGUCAUCAAGACUCGCUGCGCCAAGUGUAAGUUCCAGGUGACUGAGGGCAUGCAGUAUUGCACCAACCAGUUGUGUCCAGGGAGGGGUCAAGUCUUUUCAUCCACCACUGGCUUUGACCUGCUGGUUGACCUCACAGACCACACAGGCACCCUGCACGCCUGCACCCUCAGAAGCCCAGUGGCUGAGGCCUUGCUGGGCUGCAGUACAGAGCAGUUUACUCAUUUGACCGAUAAUGAACGAACAGCAAUGAAGUGGAAUUUUCUGUUGGAGAGAUGCAAAAUAUAUGUGAAGAUCAUCGCCUCCACGAGGACAAAGAGUGGAGUCCGUGCGGUGAUCCUGGCCUGCUCACUGGCUGACCCGGGUGAGGUGAAGCAGCACAUGUCAGUCCUGCUAAAGGAGGACUGAGGACCUCAACGCAAAACUCACAGUCUAUUGUUCAUCUGUUCCAAGCGUUACACAGAAGCUAUAAGCAUUAUACAGAAGCAAUGAGAGUUUGUGUUUAUAUAGUUCUU